Molecule: messenger RNA, 1261 nt
Organism: Selaginella moellendorffii
Lineage: Eukaryota; Viridiplantae; Streptophyta; Lycopodiopsida; Selaginellales; Selaginellaceae
Product: cold shock protein 2
Exons: 1
Coding region: 221-880 (219 amino acids)
Molecular function (GO): zinc ion binding; nucleic acid binding
Source: RefSeq, a predicted model, not a curated record
UUUAAAAUGGCCGUCCCCUGUUCUUCGCUAUUUUAGGGUUUAUCGUGAGCUUUGCGGGAAGUUUUAGCGCACGGAUUUCGUCACGAGCGCGCGCCUGAGAAGUAGCGCCUGGCAUUGUGAUCGCUGCAUUCUUGUGGGGAUCCUUCUGCUUCUUGCUCCAAUCUUGCGUCGCUCCAAGAAAGGCCUCUUCUUUGUUCUCUUCUUCUUUCGAGUGCGAGCUAUGGCGUCUCCAGCGGAUGCCAAGCGCACAGGCAAGGUCAAGUGGUUCAAUGUCACCAAGGGAUUCGGCUUCAUCACGCCCGACGAUGGAAGCGAGGAGCUCUUCGUCCACCAAUCGGCGAUCUUCGCCGAGGGCUUCCGGUCGCUGCGCGAGGGUGAGAUCGUGGAGUUCAGCGUAGAGCAAGGCGAGGAUCAGCGCAUGCGAGCGGCGGAUGUCACGGGCCCUGACGGCAGCCACGUCCAGGGAGCUCCAUCCAGCUUUGGAUCUCGCGGAGGAGGAGGAGGAGGAGGCCGCGGCGGUGUUGGCGGCGGCGGACCUCCACGCGGCGGUCCUCGUGGCGGAGGCCGCGCUGCUGGCUAUGGUGGUGGCGGCGGCUAUGGCGGCGGAGGCGGAGGAGGAUACUCGAGAGGUCGUGGCCGCGCUGGUGGAGGAGAUAAUCCCAUCGUCUGCUACAAUUGCAAUGAAGCUGGGCACGUCUCGCGGGAUUGCAAGUACCAGCAGGAAGGGGGCGGGGGCGGCGGCGGCGGCGGCGGCGGCAGGGGUCCUCCAUCUGGGCGCCGCGGCGGCGGCGCUGGCGGCGGCAGCGGUGGAGGAGGUCGCGGAUGCUUCACCUGUGGCGCACAGGGACACAUCUCACGGGACUGCCCCAGCAAUUACUGAACGAACGCCUCCAUUCUCGUGGUUUGUUCUCUCCUUUUCAUCUCUCUCAUCGUUUUGUGCCCUUCUCAGCUAGAUCUCUCUCCCGGGAGAGAAGACGCAAGCUUUCCCUUCUGGGAUUGAUCGAUCGAUUUCUCCCUCUUUCCUCUCCUUUCUCUUUCGACACGAUCCAGCAUCCAGCAAGCCGAAGAAGAAGGCUCCGUCCUAUCGAUCGUCCGUGAGCUUGGAAAAAAGAAUUUCUCAAAAACAUUAUCUCAAUGGAAUCGACAAUCCUCCUCUCCUCCCCAGUCCAUCCCCAUUUUUGUGAUGAACAACGAAGACCCAAAAAAUGGUCCAACGACCCAAAAGAUUGGAUUGGAUUGGACGGACUCUCGUUUUCUAUAA